This is a messenger RNA of Zasmidium cellare ATCC 36951, 3795 nucleotides long. RefSeq lists its product as uncharacterized. Lineage: Eukaryota; Fungi; Ascomycota; Dothideomycetes; Mycosphaerellales; Mycosphaerellaceae. The record is from RefSeq and is a predicted model, not a curated record. Bases 1 to 3795 code for a protein of 1264 amino acids. The transcript has 3 exons.
AUGUGUCGGUGGGUGCAACAUCACUAUGGCGCAUGUCGGCACCAGGAUACAUUCCUCGAGGCGUUUUGCCCCGAUUCGACGGCAGUGACCACCUCGCCACCAGACAAGAAGGCGCGCAGGAACACACUUGCGCCUGGCUCAUUCUGGACUCCAGAUGAAGGCGAAAGACCAACCGGCGGCGAUCGCGCUCGUGGACAGGCAGGCUCGUCUGGAUCCGCUGGCGCUUCCUCCUCGACUUCUCGACCUCCUCCCUCAACCAGCAACAAGAGAUCAUCCAAACAUCGCAACGUCCUGUCGAAGACAUUUCCAGAGCACAGCUUUACACCCAUUCCAGAAGAGACGGCAGAAGAUAUCGCAUCCCUUGAACAGCAGCGACAGAAUCGGCGGCAACCAAAGCCGCCAUCUCCUCGUCGAUUUUCCGAGCAAGCACAAACGGACAUGGCUGGACUCGCUCCAUUCGGAAAGUCGACAUUCAGGCACUUGAUGGGCGGAGCUGGCUCCUCGCAGCUUGCCACUCCUGUCACCACGGCCAAGCAUCAUAAUGGACCCCAAGAAAUGACACCAGACUUGAAUCAGCAGGGUGGCUCCCUUCGCAUCAGGCAGUCUGGCAUCAGAGAUCGGUCUGAUGAGAGCUAUGAUCUGCCUCACAGCAAUGAAAUUCUGCAGCACAUCACCCAGUCUUGUGGCGGCGACUUCACUCCCUCUCGCAUCGGCACGGAUCCUCUUCGUGAAUCCUCAUGUGGCAGUGAUGUACAGCAGUUCGCCACCCACGACGCCGCUUCCAACCCUCGGGACAGCAUUGAUGCUAUCGAGCGUGAUCUGGAUUUGAUGAAGACAGAGAUUACCACGCUCCGUGUUGGAGAAUCAAAACAGCCUCCCUCGAUGGAAGAGUUCCCACAGCUUCCAAGCCUUCGCUCCAAGAUCCCUGUCCCGCAGGCAGAGGCACCACCAGAAGAGCCGGUAUACCACUCGAGAGCUGCUGCUUUGCAGGCUAGACACGAGAGACAAGAGAAGGAAAAGCGUGAGAGGCUCGCCAGGGAGAAGUUGGAGCGGGAAAGGGCUUCGCCGGAGCGUCCUCCAGGGGCCGAGCAAUUUCCUGGCUUGGGCACUCCAUCGUCGACAUCUUCUCAGCGGACAGCACUCUCGUCUGCGGGAAGUCGGGGCGGACGCAAGACUUCGUGGGCUACGAUUGCCUCUUCUGGCAUGAAGGCAGCGGUUGAAAAUAAUGCCCCUGGCAAGCGCAGCAGCAUCGGUAGUGCCGGUGUUUCGACUGUGUCGGCUUCGAGGACUUCUCGUGGUAGCAUCAGCAGCUUCAACAGCCCACAGCCGGUCAAGGCCGUCCCGAAUGCUGGUGCUGAUCCGCAACUGACUUCGAGUGAGGUUGGUGAUAGCAGUGUCAUCAUCUCGCCACAGAAGUCUCGCAUCAACACACCAUCGGUGGGGACUGUGAAGCCUUCGCAGUCGACGUGCACUCUGGGCAAGCAGUCUCCUCGAUUCGCCCAACCAACUCAGGCCACCACUCGGCGUGUCGACGAGACUCUGCGCAAAGAUUCCACAACGUCGAAGGCUUCUCCAGAAGGCUCGCCAACCAAGUCGACUCGCACACUUACUCAGAGCCCGAAGAAGCGGGCAGCUCUUCCCUCGAACUGGACCUUGUCGCCAGACUCGUCGCCGUCCAAGCAGUCAUUCGUCACCACCCUCGGCUCGAUCCAUAGCUCGCCUUCUCGCUCUCGCGAUGCACCUUCCAGUCCAGAAACGAAGGCUCCGUCGCCAGCACACUCCAAGGCCGACAGCCCGGAGCAAGGAUUGCGCAAGAAGACCAGUUCAUACAUGUCGCCAACCAAGGCCACCGCUCAGCGCACGAUUGAGACGCUCGGCCAGGAGACCAUCAAGCAAAGUCCUCCACGACUGUCGAAAGCCGCUGCCAAGAUCGACACCAAUGUUUCUCCGGCCACUGCCAUCAUGUCGCCAAUGGAGAAUACACCUCCUUUGGUUGCUCCACUGUCUGGAAGUACUCUUAGAUCGGGAUCGCCGGUCGGCUUUGAGCAGCUCAACAUCACUGAGCGUGUGAUGCAGCAAUUGAGGACCGGAAGGCCCCCGCCAUUGGCAGACGUACCAGACAUGACUCCGGCGGGGACUGCUACUCGCACGGCUUCCAGCUCGACUGCAAGUGUCUUCAAUUCUCCAAUCGCGAAGUCUGGUAGAUCGAGUCGUCGGGCCACCGUUGGCUCUCCUAUCGCGGAGAUGGUGGCAGCCAAGGCCAGAGAAGCUGGCUUUCCUCAGGUGGCAAACACCACCGUCAAACGUCGGGGAUCGCAUGGCCACCUGUUGACUCCAAUUGUUAAGAGACUUGGAAAGGAAGGUCUUCUCAGAUUUCAGGAAGGACCCCUAGCUUCGGUGCCAGAACAAGCCCUUCAGUCUGACCUGUUGGCGAUGGAUCGCAGCAACCUGCCGCCGAGUCUGCCAACGAUGCCAAUGGCUGUCGAGCCAGGAGGUCGCGUAGUUGCACCCACUGUCUUGCCUCCUCAUAUGGUGAGAGAGAUGUCGCAGGCUGCCGCUCACAACCCUUUUUGGAAUUUGGCCAACGCAGCCCUGACUGCUGCUGGAAUUCGACCGCCAAAUCCUACGACUGGUUUCCUGAGAGCGACCGCCGAGGAGUUCAAGCCAAUGGGGCAGCUGCAGAAUGUCGGACAGCAGAAUGUCGGAAAGCAGGAUGUCGAACAGCAGAAUGUCGGACAGCAGAAUGUCGGACAGCAGAAUGUCGGACAGCAGAAUGUCGGACAGCUCAAUGUUGGACAGCAGAUUGACCCCUUGCAACGGCAAGACAUGCUCGGCUAUCACUCAAAACGGGACUGGGACAACCUGGACCCGGCAAUGAAGGAGACUAUCCGCAUGUCCCGCCAAGUAAAUAUCCCUGGAGGAAGGAUGGCGCCUGUUCGUCGUCCUCACGAUAUUUCGCACGAAGUCUUACACGGCACCUCUCAUUCGGCCUAUCUGUCGCCGGGGCCAGUGGUGAAUAAUCCGUCUGUGCCUGGACCACAGGACUGGCUGCCAACGAGGCUCCAUCAGGCUGCUGGUAUGAAUCAGGCAGCUGUUGUACCUCUCCCGCCCAGCCCCACCAUUCCAUCGAACGAGAACAAGAACGUCUUCAUCGGGAAGCCGACGCCGGAUCCGUACGUUGUCGAAACUGGAGCCGUGUUGAAACCCGAGCUGAAUCAAGCCACCAACUCCAUCCAGUGGUUCAAAGAGGCCGCCGAUGGUAGCAAGGAGAUCAUCCACUUUGGUCGAGCAGCAGCUCCAGAUGCUGGCACACCAGAGAUCUCCCCAACUUCCAAUGAUACCUCACCGCCGAAAUUCUUCACGCCAUCACCAGGUAGCGCUCGUCGCUGGCGUAUCGGCUCCCUCCACGACAACAAGUAUGGCUGGAAGGGCGGCGACGGUCUAGAGAUCAGCUUCAGGGGCAGCGGCUCCAACGCCGAGCGAGAUCCCAACCCACCCUCCGAUGUCAACUUCGGCAACAACCAAGAUGUCCGUGGUCCGAACUUCAACAACGGCGCUCGCUUCAUCGGCGGCGAGAAGAACGACGGAUCAGACUCUCCUCCUCUUGCGCCGAGAUCUCGUGAGCAAUGGGCCAAGCUCAUGGGGUAUGAGAGGGUUCCUUGCCGCACGCUGAAGUUCGAGGCUCGUGAGGCGGUUCCUAGGCCGCCGCUGUGGCCGGGUGACAGGUAUGGGCCUUUUGGGUUCUGCAAGCCUUGCUAUCCUAUGGAUGUUCCUGGACAACGAUUCACGGCUUGA